Messenger RNA from Catharus ustulatus (Swainson's thrush), 2770 nucleotides. RefSeq names its product NUF2 component of NDC80 kinetochore complex (gene NUF2). The record is from RefSeq and is a predicted model, not a curated record. Gene Ontology annotation, cellular component: kinetochore; Ndc80 complex. Gene Ontology annotation, biological process: meiotic chromosome segregation; mitotic spindle organization; attachment of mitotic spindle microtubules to kinetochore. The coding region runs from base 59 to 1468 and encodes 469 amino acids. The transcript is spliced from 13 exons. Gene Ontology annotation, molecular function: protein-containing complex binding. NCBI's taxonomy places the organism in Eukaryota, Metazoa, Chordata, Aves, Passeriformes, Turdidae.
GCGGGUGCGCACUAGUGUCGCGGUUGUGUCUCCGCCACCGCCGGGUCCCUCCACCGCCAUGGAGAACCUGACCUUCCCCCGCCACAGCCCCGACACCAUCGUCAGCUACGUCCGCUCCGAAAUCCUGGAGGGCGCCGAGGCCCGGAACCUGGUCAAGGAAGACUUGUUCAGCACCUCCAGGCACGACGUUUUACAACUGAUUUACCUGAGAAUCCUGCAGAAAGUGUGCAAGAUCCAACUGGAGGAAGUCUACAUGAUGCCACUCAACGUAGACAUAAUGUACCCAGUGAUAUAUGAAGGCUUUCUACCUGUCUGCAACUUGUAUAUUCGUUUGGAGCGCUUGCUGCCGAUGUGGGGGAUCAGUGACUUUCAAAUUGCUGAUGUUUUAAGCCCAAAGACAAAGAGGACUGUUCGCUUCUUGAGUGGCAUGCUCAACUUUGUGAACUUCAUGGAAUCCCAGCGUAAGGCCUACCUGGAGCUACAGCUGAGAUAUAAAUCAGCUGUGGAGAAAAGCCAAUACCUGGAGACUGUGAAUCGGGAGGCAGCACUGAAGCUGGAGAAACUGAACACGGUCCCAGUUGAACAUGAGGCAGAGAUCAAGCAGCUCACAGAGAACAUUCGGGAGCUGGAGCAGCUGCUAAGGCAGGAUUAUCGUCGGAAACAAGCAGCUUUGCAAGAAGUGACUUCUCAAAAGAAGACUGAGAUUGCUGAGAAAACCCAAAUACUGAAUGAGUAUAAAGUGUCUCUGAGUGCUUUAAAAGAAGAACAAGAGCAGCUGAAGUCCAAAAUUGUGGAGAGUCCAGAAGAAGGGAAAAAUUUCAACGAGAUGAUGAAAGAGACUAUUAAGAAAUUGAAGAGAUCUCAGCAAGAAGUUACUGAGAAAUAUGAAGGUUAUAGAGAUUUAGUUGAGGUUCUGCCAUCAUGCCAAGUGGAAUUGCAGUUAUACCAAAAGAAGAUGGAAAUACAGGGGGAAAAUGUGGAGAGAUUGGCCACUGUAUCAUCAGAGGCCAGAAAUCUGGAGGAUCAGCUUGAGAGUGCUCAGGUAGAGCUGAAAAAGGCUAAGGAAGAUGAAACCUCCCGAAAGAGAGCGGUCACUGCCAAACACGAGAAGCUUGCUACAGCUGAGAUCCAGCUUAAAAAGAUUCGUGAAGUUAUUGAGCAGUACAAGUGCACAACACUCGAACAGUAUAACAAAGUCCAGGAGAAGAGGGGUGCUGUGUGUGACAAAGUUAUGGCCAUUCGCAAGGAAGUGAAACAGCAGAAGAGCAAAAUGGAGCAGCUGCAGGAUGAUUAUGAAAAACAAGCAGCAAAAGCCAAGGAAAUACAGCUAAUUUUGAAGACUGUAUUGGACAAGUACCAUGAAUCUCUCCUUAAGGCAGUAAAGACUUCUGCAGCCUCAAGAGCAGAAAAACUUGAUGAAAUAAGGAGAGGCCUGCUCAGCAUUCAGUCUUCUGGAAGUAUUUCUUAAGCCUGUCUGAACUUGUGUUCCAUUUUCACUGUUUGUGCUCAUACCUGAACUCAAGAGCUUCUGCUUUGCAUGGGAGGGAUAAUAAUUCCAGGCAAAUCCAGCUUUCUCAAAAACCAUGUCAGAACACUUUUAGCUUUCCAGGCUGAUCCUGGUGUCAUGAGCUUGCUGAUAUGGAUAAGAAAACACUCAGUUUCUGUUGUUUCAGUCAGCACCUGGUCUUGGGGAAUAGUAUUGCAAUCUUGCUAACACCAAACUGCUCAACAUUUUAGGCAGAGCCCUGCAUUUGUAGAAACUGUUCUGCAAACUUUGAUCUGGGAACACCUGGAGUCUUGGUCUGGCUUGAAUGUUCAAGAUAAGGCAGUAACAAGUGAUAUUCUACCACCAUUAUUCAAUUAAGAUGGAUUCUACUGUCAGGAUUUCAUCUAAAUGCCAAAUUACUCUCACCAUAAAUAUCUGUGACUGUAAACGCUCAGAAAUGUAAUUUUAAUAUCAUUUUAGUUAACAAUAUACUCCCUCUCAGUGCUUGAACUCCUUGUGUCUGCUUUGUGGGGUAUUGAACCCUCCUCUGUGUUCAUCAGUCUGUGUUAGGAUGCUCUUAAAAUCUGUAGAGUGAUGUUUUGUACCUUGUGAUGGUGCUUGGUGUGCCACAGUGGCUUUCAUUAUUUGGAGAAUUGUAAUGUUAAUUUUUGCACUAGUUGAUAUAGAGAUAUUUAACCCUUUUUCUCUUGGGUAUUUCCACUCCCCUAACUGACUUGGAAGAACAUUCCAGUGCAAAAAUUUAGCUUUAUACAUUUGUACAAAGGAAUGUGUUAUGAGCAGUCCUUUAUGAUGAAAGGAGGAGGAUGAUCCAAGCCAUCUUUAAAAUUUUACUUCUUCAUCUCUUACUAGCUAGAGGUGCUAGCAAAUCAGUUAGCAAGAGCAUGUCCUUGUUCCUUCUAGAGCACUUACAGAGGCAUCUCCUUCCUUUAUAAGGAUUGGUUGGAGGCUGUACUCCCUAGCCUGGGUACUGCAGCAGCUCUGGGGAAAGAGAUUCCCAGAAACUUCCAAUGGAUGCUGCAGGGGAUUAUUCCAAUCAGCAGAUCAAGGCUCUUGGGCUAGAGAGGUGAUGCUUUUGUAUCCCUGUGAUGAGGAAUUUGCAGGACAAAGAAGAAGCUGGAGUCUGGUUCCUGCUCUGAGAGAUUUUGCCACACCAGCUGGUGGGUAAAAUAAAAGCCUGCAAUUAAUGAAGAAAUAAAAACUCUAAUUUCCAGGUUUUUGUAUUUCCAAUAGGUUCUUGUGCUUUCACAUUAUUUGUGUAAAAUA